AUGCACCUGGCUCUUUCCUUUUUCCUGGCAGUGGCCGCGGCAAGUGGCGACGCGCAGUCAUCCAACGCAGAUGCGACGAACCUGCUGCAGAUGCCUAACCUCCCCUCGCAGGAACUUCUGUCCAUCAGCUCCGUCGGCACUGAUUCGGCAGCCGAGCUCUCCCGAACAACGGAGGAGGCCUUGAAGCGUCCUCAUCACGACUAUGCGGAGAUCGAGAAGCUGGGCUUCACAUCCGCAGACGAUAAGUGGAGCAACUCGCCGGCGAGCAGCUCGCCAGUGGCAAACGAGCCAGCCAAGUUAGACAAGCCAGUCGAGGCGAUUGUGACUGGACAGCACAUCGAGAAGGCCUCUUCGACCUCAGAGACGUCGGUCAGUAAGGAGGAGACAUCUGCGAACAAAAAAGCGGAUGCCACAACCUCGAAGUCCAAGAAAGCCAAGAAGAAGCAGCUCAAGAAAGAGCGCGAGGUGGCCCAGGCAAAAGAGUCAAAAGAGGUUACGAAGAAGUCCAGCCACAAGGAGAGUCGUGACCACAAGGAGAGUCCUGCCACGGCGCAGAAGCAUGCCAGUAAGGAAGCUUGCGAAACCUGGCUCAAGGAGUGCCGCACCGACUUGAACGUCGAAGCUUGCAUCAGCUACAAGGGCGUGUGCUUAGCGGCCGGGGACACAGCCGCCAUGCAGGAAGAUGAGGCUGUCGAUGCAUCCGGCGACACCGUGGAAAGUCAGGGCACGAGCGUGGUGGGCAGCGUGAGCGAGUCUGGGGUGGCUGGUUUCGGAACCGACCGUGAUCCAGCAGAGGUGUCAAGCCAAGCAUCUGAAGGGAGGACCGCAAAGACGAUCUCAAAGGUUGCAGAGACAGAGGAGUCAGAGAAGGCACCAUCGGAUGAGGCGGAUGAGGCGGAUGAGGCUCCAGAGUCUGCCCCAAGUCCCUUCGGCCUGCCCAAAGAGCUGCCCGAAGCCGAGGAGCCUUCAGCUGAGCCUGAAGUGCCUGAAGCACUCAGCGAAUCGAGCGAAGCUAGCGAAGCGGAGGCAGUGGAGGAGCCAGGUCAAGAGGCCGAGGAGGCCGAGGCCAGCGAAGUGGAUGAGCCAACAGCCGAGGAGCCGUCUGAAGAGGCAGAGGAGCCUUCGGCUGAAGAGGCAGAGGGCAGCGCAGCCGAGGAGGAGCCCUCAGACGAGGCAGAAGCCACUGAGGUGGAGGAGUCUUCCGGACAGGCAGAGACCAGCGAAGUGAAGGAGCUCGCUGCUGAGGAGGAAGAGGCCAGCGAAGUCGAGGAGCCCUCAGCUGAAGAGGCCGAAGUCAGCGAAGAUGAGGAGCCGUCUGCUGAGGAGGCAGGGGCCAGCGAAGUCGAGGAGCCUGCAGCCGACGAGCCGUCCGCUGAGGAGGCAGAGACCAGCGAAGUCGAGGAGCCGUCUGCUGACGAGGCAGAGGCCAGCGAAGUCGAAGAGCUUGCGGCCGAGGAGCCAUCUGCCGAGGAGGAAGAGGCCACGGAAGUCGAGGAGCCGUCUGCCGGGGAGGAAGAGGCCAGCGAAGUCGAAGAGCCGUCCGAUGAGGAGGCAGAGGCCAGCGAAGUCGAGGAGCCUGCAGCCGAGGAGCCGUCUGCUGAGGAGGCAGAGGCCAGCGAAGCCGAGGAACCUCACACAUCGGUUUCGCAACCAUUUGGCUUCACAGUGGCACGCCACUCCGUCACUUCAGGCUCGAAGAGCUCCAGGAAGGUGACAAAAUCGCGAAAAACGACAAAGUCAACAAGGCCGGUCACGUCUUCGAGGUCAACCAAGUCGAAAUCCACCAAGACAAGAUCGACGAAGUCCAGAACAUCAAGCAAGUCGGCUGUGAAGGCUGAACCCCUCAGAGAGAGCAGUGAAUGGGCUUUCGAGCAAAAAGCCAGUACGAUCACGAACAACGAGAAGAUCGGCAUGCCGAGCACGACCUUUCAGCUGGGUGGCUUGGACGCCCUGGGUGCUGGCGCGGGUACACUUGGCCUGGCUCAGAGAGAAGGUGAACAUCAGCACCUCGAAACAGCCAGGGCCAACCUUUGCUCGUGGUGGUCGAGAAUGUGUGGCCAGGUUGCCAACGCCGACGUGUGCGCCAAAUAUGUUGGCAUCUGCGGCUGA
Symbiodinium natans is the source of this 2109-nucleotide messenger RNA. Lineage: Eukaryota; Dinophyceae; Suessiales; Symbiodiniaceae. The record is from the annotation of a GenBank genome assembly.